Molecule: messenger RNA, 1798 nt
Organism: Elaeis guineensis (African oil palm)
Lineage: Eukaryota; Viridiplantae; Streptophyta; Magnoliopsida; Arecales; Arecaceae
Product: ABSCISIC ACID-INSENSITIVE 5-like protein 2
Biological process (GO): positive regulation of DNA-templated transcription
Cellular component (GO): nucleus
Molecular function (GO): DNA-binding transcription factor activity
Source: RefSeq, a predicted model, not a curated record
AUAUAUAAAUACCCACCUCGAGGAGUCUUUUAAUCGAGAGUUUGUUUGUGGGUCUCUCUCUGUCUCUCCGUCACUCCCUCUCAGUUUCGACUCGAUUUGAGGAAAACGAUGGAGGAAUGAGUGGUGGUGUUCAGAGGAUCUGAGCCAAUUGAUGAUUGGGUGUUGGAAGGAUACAAGGUAUUUGUAGGUGAGUUGAUUAAAAAAAUAAAUAAAUAAGAAAAUUUUCUUUGUGCAUUUUAGGUCCUCUGUGCGUUUUAGGGUGUUCAAAGAUUUUGUGCGUGGAGUCUGAGCCUGAGGCUCUGAUCGCUGAGAUUUGGGUGAGGAGUCGGUGAAUGGGGAUUCAGACAAUGGCGUCGCAGGGUGGCGGCGGCACUGGAGGGCAGCAAUCCCAGAUUCAGAGUUUGGGGAGGCAAGGAUCCCUUUAUGGUCUCACCCUCAAUGAGGUCCAGAGCCACUUGGGUGAACCCUUGAACAGUAUGAAUCUUGAUGAGCUCCUCAAAAGCGUGCUCCCAGAGGGCAACCAAUCCUUGGGAAUGGACCUUGACAGUGCCACCAGCCAAUUCACCUCUGGUUCUGGCCUCCAGCGCCAGGGAAGCAUUACCAUGCCACGGACCCUAAGCAAGAAGACGGUGGAUGAGGUGUGGAGAGACAUCCAGCAGGGGCAGCAGAAGAGCAAUGAGGAGCACAGAUCAGGUCAUGGGAGGCAGUUGACGUUUGGGGAGAUGACACUGGAGGACUUUCUGCUGAAGGCUGGGGUGGUCGUAGAGGGCUCUGCUAAGGAUGCGAAUGAUAUAAUGGGGAAUGUAGGUCCUGGUGGAAGUUCUGACCUGAUGGCUGGGGUGCAGGAUUUUGGACAAGGGGCACAUUGGUUGCAGCGAUACCAUCAAAUGGCUGCUAUGGAUCAUCAGCAGCCGGGGCAGCAAAGCUUGAUAGGUGCUUAUGCACCAAGCCAUCCAGUCCCACAGCCUUUGGGUGUUGGCACGAGUCCCAUUCUGGAUGCUGUCUUCCCAGAUGGCCAGAUGAGCAUUGCAUCGCCAGGGAUGGGGGCAUUCUCUGAUCCCCAAACACCAGGUCGUAAACGAGCAGCUUCAGGAGAGAUGGUGGAUAAAUUAAUGGAGAGGAGGCAGAAGAGGAUGAUCAAGAAUCGGGAGUCUGCUGCCCGUUCAAGAGCUAGGAAGCAGGCCUACACAAAUGAGCUGGAACAUAAGGUUUCUCGCCUGGAAGAGGAAAAUGAUAGGCUGAAGAAGCAGAAGGAACUGGACAAGUUACUGUCCUCGGUACCUCUACCAGAGCCAAGGUAUCAGCUUCGGCGAACAAGUUCAGCCCCCAUCUGAUCAUGUUCAUAUUAAUUUUUGUAGAUUGACAUGGGAUGUUAUCUUUGCAUCUUGGGUUAGAAAUAUUUGGUAGCUUGGAGUUUUUAGCUCUCCUUCCUCUGGGGUUUAAAGAUUUUGGGAGACUCUGCAUAUGCUGCUGCUGCUGCCACUUCCUGUUUUCAGCUUCUACUAAGGCUUUGUUCGAUGUAAAUCUGCUGGACACAUGAGCAUUUCUAGAAUUCUUUUAUAUAUUUCAUGUGUCUUUUUUUUAGCAUUUUAGCAUUGGUGGCUGUUAAACUAGUGGAUAAAAGGUGAAUAUGUGCACAAACUGCAGCUCUGAUGAUUAUGGGGGUAAGAUAUAUAAAAUGCUGCAGCACUAAAGUGUAAUUUCAGUACUUUUCGUAUGUUAAAGUGGAUUCUCCUGAACCAUAAAGUGAGACGUCAUGCUUUUUCAUAUAAAAUUGUUGCAGUAUUUGUUUGAUUCA